GAGUAGCAAGUCCUCGUUAAGCGCUGACGCAUGUGCAUAGCUAACCGCACCCGGUUCAGCUCGCCUUUCUUGGCCAGAGGCGCCGGUUGGACUCACGGGCGGGGCAUGAUGGUGGUGGGUACAGGCACCUCGCUGGCGCUCUCCUCCCUCCUGUCCCUGCUGCUCUUCGCGGGGAUGCAGAUGUACAGCCGUCAGCUGGCCUCCACCGAGUGGCUCACCAUCCAGGGCGGUCUGCUUGGCUCGGGUCUCUUCGUGUUCUCGCUCACUGCCUUCAAUAAUCUGGAGAAUCUUGUCUUUGGCAAAGGAUUCCAAGCAAAGAUCUUCCCUGAGAGUAACCUAAAAUCCUUUCCUGCCCCCAUGAAGAAGUGGAUCCAUGCACUCUGCCCUCCAAUCAUUGUCCAGGGAGCAAGCCCUUCAACGUCCACCACUGGUCACCCAGCUUAAUGAAUUGACUCCCAUUGUCUGGCUUCUUUUGGAAAGGGCUUAACUGGGUUCCCCAAAUGGGAACACACCUUGCCCUUCAGACUCUAUUGUCCAUCACCUUUCCUUUUCCCUUUUAUGGGAGGAAAGCCAGGGUAGGGAAGUUACAUGAGAUUUGGGGCAGAGCUGGUAAAAAAAAAAGCAUACAUCUACAUCCAUGUUCUUUUUUUUUUUUUUUUUUUUU
Nomascus leucogenys (northern white-cheeked gibbon) is the source of this 664-nucleotide messenger RNA. RefSeq names its product keratinocyte associated protein 2 (gene KRTCAP2). The transcript is spliced from 4 exons. The record is from RefSeq and is a predicted model, not a curated record. The coding region runs from base 31 to 444 and encodes 137 amino acids. NCBI's taxonomy places the organism in Eukaryota, Metazoa, Chordata, Mammalia, Primates, Hylobatidae.